AUGGGGGCCUCCAAGGUAGGGCCCCGCUGGGUGUCCCUUUGUCUGCUGCAGCUGCUGCUGCUGCUGCUCCCUUUUGCUGCAGCAGCAGCCCCAGACUCCCCCGGUGGAGCCCCUUACUUUAGCCCCCGGGCCAAUCCCCUGGCGCUGCUGCGCCACCCCUCAUCAGCAGCAGACCCUCUACAGGGGCCCUCUGCGGCCUCCAGGGCCCUCAGCUGGGCCCCACUGCUUGAAGCACUUCAUGUGGGCCAGAAGGGGCUCCAUAUUACCCAUAAGGGGCCCCAAGAGGCCCAUGAGACGCCCCAAGGGACCCACAAGGGGCCCCAAGGGGCCCAAGAGGAGUCCCAAGAGGCUCACGAGGGGCCCCAAGAGGCGCAUGAGGGGCCCCAGGGGCCCCGCAAGGAGGCCCAAGAGGCCCAUGAGGGGCCACAGGGGGCCCACCGGGGGCCCCAGGGACCCCCGGAGGUGCGCCACAUAGCUCAGGAGGGGCCCCAAGUGAUGGUUCAGGGGCCCCCAGAGGCCCCGCUGGGCCCCCCAGUAUCUCCGGAGGGGCCCCCGGGGCCCGGGGGGCCCCUGCGAGGGGAAGGCAGCAGCCCUGAGGGGCCCCCAGACCCCGCUUUUGGGGGGAAUGGCCUGGGGGGGGACGCAGCAGCAGCAGCUGCUGGCUUAGAUGACUGGGGGGCUGCAGAAUGGGUGCAGCUGCUGAUGGAGGGCCAGCGCCUGCCGCUGACUGGCAAACUGGUGGGCAAGGUCACCCCCAGCCCCCCUGUGCUGCUGCGGCCGCAGGCAGCAGCCCAGCUGCAUGCAGCAGCUGCAGCAGCUGCUCAAAACGGGGGCUGCAGCGGGGCCCCCGAGCCGCCGGAAGCAGCAGCAGCAGCAGCUGCAGCUGCUGCAGCAGGGGGGGUGCAGCAGCCUGCACUACUCUCGGGAUUCGUGGGCCCUUAUGGGGGGGAGCAGCAGCUACUGGCCUGUAGAAGGCCCCCCCGGGAGGCCCCCAGCCGAGUCCAGCUGGUGGUCCACGUAGAAAUGCUGCAGCCUGGGGCCCCCGUCCUUUACGCCUUUCGCUGGGGCAAGCCAGCCACGUGGACGGAGUACGACUACAAGCUAGUGGUUCAGGAGGAAGGGGUCUACUCCCUGGAGCUGCGGGAGCCGCUGCUGUUCCCCGAGCACCGACGGCCCCAUUUGCUGCAUGCAGAGGGCCCCAGCGUGGGGGGCCCCACGUUUCUCCGGAAGAGCCUGGGGGCCCCCGGGGCCCCCGAGG
This is a messenger RNA of Eimeria tenella, 1258 nucleotides long. RefSeq lists its product as uncharacterized. The record is from RefSeq and is a predicted model, not a curated record. Lineage: Eukaryota; Apicomplexa; Conoidasida; Eucoccidiorida; Eimeriidae. The transcript has 2 exons. The annotation marks the transcript as partial.